Messenger RNA from Periophthalmus magnuspinnatus, 4689 nucleotides. RefSeq names its product glycerol-3-phosphate acyltransferase, mitochondrial (gene gpam). NCBI's taxonomy places the organism in Eukaryota, Metazoa, Chordata, Actinopteri, Gobiiformes, Gobiidae. Bases 271 to 2736 code for a protein of 821 amino acids. Gene Ontology annotation, molecular function: glycerol-3-phosphate O-acyltransferase activity. Gene Ontology annotation, biological process: phospholipid biosynthetic process. Gene Ontology annotation, cellular component: mitochondrial membrane; plasma membrane. The transcript has 21 exons. The record is from RefSeq and is a predicted model, not a curated record.
GCUCUCUGCUGGCCGAAGAUGUAACUGUGCCAACGUCUUUCCGUUGCCGCCUGCCGACCAAAACAUCAGCGCUCUCUCCUGGUCUGUCACACUCCUCUGCUGCAUGGAGGAGCCGUGUCCAGUCCACUCAACACGACCAGGCACCGGUGAAUGAAACCGGGCCCGUGCUGCAGUACCGAACAUUCGUGUGGACUUUGUGAUUUCUGAGAUAUGAGUCAGCGUAACACUAUAUUAGAGCUGAGCAGUUAGUGGGGCCUGCUCUCUGGAGUCAUGGAGCUGUCAGACGGCCUCCUGCUGCAGGUGAACAGCGGCGAGCAGUGGUGCAACCACUGGAAGCACCCCAAUGAGGACUCGGACCGUAGCACCAGCCCAUCUGUUUUGCGCUGUGUGACGAGCACGUGGAAGGAGGGUCUACUCAACAGAAAGAGGCCCUUUGUAGGACGCUGCUGCCACUCCUGUACACCACAGAGCUGGGAGAGACUGUUCAACACGAGCAUUCCUUCUCUGGGGCUGCGUAAUGUCAUCUACAUCAACGAGACACACACCAGGCAGAGGGGCUGGUUAGCACGCAGGCUGAGCUAUGUGCUGUUUGUCAUGGAAAGAGAUGUGAAUAAGGACAUGUUCCCCAGAAAUGUGGUGGACAAUGUGCUCAACAACAGCAGAGUGGAGAGUGCUAUCGUGGAGGUAGCUUCAGAGAUGGAUGCUGCUAACUCAUCUGCAGCUGCCAAAAAAGUGAAGCAAAAAGCCCGUUCUUUCCUCCAAGAAAUGGUGGCCAAUGUUUCACCUGUUUUUAUCAGGCUGACUGGAUGGGUGCUACUAAGGCUCUUCAAUGGUUUCUUCUGGAGCAUUCAGAUCCACAAGGGCCAACUAGAAAUGGUCAAGAAAGCUGCUUCAGAGCAGAACGUGCCCAUGGUCUUCCUCCCGGUGCACAAAUCGCACAUCGACUACCUGCUCAUAACGCUGAUCCUAUUCUGUCAUAACGUUAAAGCUCCACACAUCGCAGCUGGCAACAACUUGAGCAUGCCCAUUCUCAGCACCCUUAUUCGUAAACUGGGAGGAUUUUUCAUUCGUAGGAGAAUGGAGGAGACAAAUAAUGGGAAGAAAGAUGUUUUGUACAGGUCUCUUUUACAUGCAUACACAGAGGAGUUACUGAGGCAACAGCAGUUUUUGGAGGUCUUCCUGGAGGGGACUCGAUCUCGCAGUGGUAAAGUGUUACCAGCUCGGGCCGGCAUGUUGUCCAUCGUGGUGGACACUCUGUGCAAAGGGACCAUCCCAGACGUGCUAGUGGUCCCGGUGGGCAUUUCUUACGACCGCAUCAUCGAAGGCAACUACAACAGUGAGCAGCUGGGCAAACCCAAAAAGAAUGAGAGCUUGUGGGGAAUAGCGUGUGGUGUGUUCAGGAUGCUGAGGAAAAACUAUGGAUGUGUCAGAGUGGAUUUCAUUCAGCCAUUCUCCCUCAAGGAAUACCUGGAGACUCACACCAGCCGGCAUGUCCCUCCUCCUAUGUCCCUGGAACACACCCUGAUGCCCAGUAUCAUAUCAGCCCAACCGGAUGCGGUGCCAUUCGAUGGUGAAGGUGACGAGCAGGACAACAGAGAGCUGCCUGAUGAGAUCUUUAGACGGCACUUGAUCACUAACCUGGCCAAGCAUGUUCUCUACACGGCGAAUAAAUCAUCUGCCAUCAUGUCCACACACAUCGUCGCCUGUCUGCUGCUCUACAGACACAGACAGGGGGUGGUGCUGUCCAAACUGGUGGAGGACUUCUUUAACAUGAAGGAGGAGAUCCUGUCCCGGGACUUUGACCUCGGCUUUUCAGGGAACUCAGAGGAUGUGGUGAUGAGAGCGCUUCACCUGCUGGGCAACUGUGUGAAUGUCACCAGUGCUUCAAACCGUAAUGGAGAGUUCACUAUUGCACCCAGCCAAACCGUCAAUGCCCUCUUUGAGCUCAACUUCUACAGCAAUGGCCUGUUUCAUGUCUUCAUUCCCGAUGCAAUCAUUGCCUGCAGUAUCCUGGCAUUGCAGAGGGAGCUUUUGGUGGAGUCCGAGUCUCAGAUACAGGACAGCCCAUUUAACCUCCUCUUGAGUCAGGAGCGACUGAUCCGAAAAGCUGCCGGACUGUCCCACUUCCUCAUCAAUGAAGUCAAUGUGGCACCGCCGUGUGUGACCAUUUACCAGGUUUUCCUUGAUGCCGUGAAUAGACUCAUCCAGUAUGGAGUUCUGUACGUGGCAGAGGAGGAUCAAGAAGAACUGAGCCCAAGUCCCACCGAGGAGCCGUGGCCCAAGAAAUUUCCUGAGCCUCUUUCUUGGAGAAGUGACGAGGAAGAUGAAGACAGCGAUUUUGGUGAAGAGCAGAGAAUACGCUACCUAAAGGUGAGCAUUUCGGCAGAGCAUCAGGAGUUCUUCUUGUUCCUCCAGCGCCUCCUCAGUCCCGUCCUGGAGGCCUACGGUGGAGCGGCCAUCUUUGUCCACAGUCUGAGUCAGCCCAUGGCCGAAUCUGAGUACACGCUGCGGCUCUUCAAAUACCUGCUCACACGCACCGAGAGGGGGGUGGCAGCUUACGGUGAAAGUGCAACUCACUAUCUGGUGAAGAAUACAGUGAAGACAUUCAAGGAACUUGGGGUCCUAAAGGAGCGUAAAGAGAACAAGAUUACGACUUUGGAGCUGAGCAACACCUUCCUACCUCAGGCCAACCGUAACAAACUCCUUCAGUACAUCUUAGCCUUCACCUUACUGUGAAUGGGACAUGGUCCUCCUGAUCUUCAAUCAAGGGCUUCUUCUGGUUCCUCCUGAAACAAUCCCAGGUGCUACUCUGGAAAGCUUUACCAGGAAGUGCCUUUAAGCGACAUGCUAACACCUCUCCGCUGUUAGCAGAAGGACUUGAAGCUGUCUUCCUUUUUUGUUCCAGUCAAAAAACAGAUGUAGAGCUGAAGCGGUUAGUCAUAAGGUUUUAAUAUCACAAAUGUACUCGAGCAGGUCAACUGUAUCACUUUUCUAGCCUAAUCAACACAGCAAGAUGCCUCCUGGCUAUCCAUGGGUUUCAGAAUGACGAAAAAUGAGGAAGGUUUCGAUGGCAAUUAACAAUUUAAAAACAAAAAAUGAUAUCAUCUCAAUGAUAAAAAGUUUUCAAAAUGUUGCCUAGAAACAGGAGAUUGAAACCCAUGAAUACAAGAUGAAUAUAAAAUAUGCAUACUGAAAGAAACACAAGUAGUUAAAUAUUUUAUUCACUCUAGUACUGUAUAAAAUAAUUGUGUUUAAAUAUGAACAAUGUUUUCAAUUUAAUUCAUGUGUACAAUUAUAGGUCAUGGGAAAACUAAUAUUUUGAUACAAAAUUUGCCAGUGCUGCUUUGUAAACUCUGUUUAAUCUUCAAAAGUCAAGUUAUUUCAAAGUGCAUUCAAAACAUAUAGAAGUGCACCUUUUCUCAUAAGUUUUCUACACCAUUCAGAAAAUGUCAUAAUCCAAAACUGUUUGGUCCUGCCUUUCAGGGGAAGCAUUUUCUCUCACAACACCUUCAGCAAACGCCUUCACCAUUUAGACUGAAUAAGGCAGGUACGUGAAGAGUGGAGGUUUGUUAAGGCCAUUUGAGGUCAAUAAGAGGUUGUCUAUAUGAUACACUCUCCAGACAUUUACAGUUAACUGUAUGCCUUCCUUUUUUACAUGUUUACUUCUUGAUACACAGCUGCAGAUUAUAUAUAGGAGAAGGUCCUAGCAUAACAUUAUGACAUGAAGAGCAGUUUAACAGAUGAACUGGAGGUGGAAAACACUCACAUUGUGAUUGUACAGUACCCAAUCCAAGACAGCUUUGAGGUUUAUUGUGUUGGCAAAUUGUAUGUCUAUUGAGGGUAAGAAGUAAUGAUGGACUGAAAAGAUUUCUGGCAAUAAGUGAUUAAAAAAUAUAUAUAUUUAUGUUAAAACUGGUCAAAACACUGCUUGAAGUUUCUCAAAUUUAAUUUAAUAUUCCUGCAUAUUUUCAAUGCAGUUUCUCAUCUAUUUAUGAAGCAAAAUGAUAAAAAGAAUAGCAUGUUGAUGAAAUGAAACGUAUGUUAUUUAAAUGCAGCAAACUUACGCACAAAGCUUUUUUUUAUGCUGAAGUGAAGAGACAAUGUAAAGAGCGUAAACGCAUUUCUGAGCCUAUGUCCCUAUCGCGCCCCCCAACCACUUGUACCACCAAGUACAGCAUGUUUUACAGUGGACUGCCUUUAGUUAGAGGUUUUUGUAUGUACAUGUAUUUUGCAGUCUAUAGAGUGAAUAGUGAGCAGAAAGAUAGCAGUUUGUUGUUACCUCUUGAAUGUAUAACGCCCUCUACAGGUCAAUGUAAUAUUGUUGGAUACUGAUGGUACAAUUUGAUCUAGAUUUACAAUGAAAUGCUUAUUAUUUACAUUACUGACAUCAUGAUAUGUAACUACUGUAUAGUACUAAUGCCUGUGUUUUGUGAAGCAGGUGCCUUUAUAAUGCACUGUAGUGUUAUUUUUCUUUGUUUUUUUCAUAUUUUUUGUUGUGCAUGUUGCAGUUAAUCUCGUGUGGAAAUCGCUGUAGUUUUUAAAUUAAAAGAAAUAGACACGAAGAAAGACUUGUAACACUGAAAAGAAUCACCAGCUUCAGUCAUUGUUUUGUUUUUGCUUUUUCAAAGCAAAGCACAAUUGGCAUUACAACAUGUAGUUUUUAAAUAAAUGAACAGCAGACUAACAACA